Molecule: messenger RNA, 2437 nt
Organism: Oryzias latipes (Japanese medaka)
Lineage: Eukaryota; Metazoa; Chordata; Actinopteri; Beloniformes; Adrianichthyidae
Product: tumor necrosis factor receptor superfamily member 5
Biological process (GO): immune response-regulating cell surface receptor signaling pathway; immune response; apoptotic process
Cellular component (GO): external side of plasma membrane; membrane; CD40 receptor complex
Molecular function (GO): transmembrane signaling receptor activity; protein binding
Source: RefSeq, a predicted model, not a curated record
GGAAGAGGAGCGAAGCGAAAACACUUUUGAAAGUAUGCCAAAUGGCUUUUCACUAUGAAUUCAGUUGCUUUGCUAGAACAGAGGUUCGUGGAAACAAUGGAUGUAAAGUUAGAGGGAUAGGUGCGGCAGAAAAGGAAGUCUUUCUCUACAGCGCUUGAUGAAUGUGCCAAAAAUCUUGGUUUUGAACGUGGAACUUCGGAAACACUUGCACUGUGUUUCUGUGGUACAAGAGCUGAGACAGGAAGGAAACGAGGAGAAACGCAGAGAGAGACAAAGACUAAGAAAAGAGAACACUUGAAGGAGGUCAUUGGGGCUUUCCACCGUUUAGAGUUUAAAAAAAGACAAGAAAUAGGUAGGACAGAGUGAGGAGGGAGACUAAUUGUUGAAUCACAACCAGAUCAGACAUCAGGAGGAGUGUGACGACUUAAGUUUAUGAGCAACCAGUGAGCAAACACCAGAAAAUAGUUCCUUCUAAGGCACAGCGACAGCUUUGGUGCAAGGACAACAAUAAGCAGAAGAGUUAGAAAGAAGAUUUCAAACGCAAGUGAUGGACUGCAAUUGAAUCGGCAACAAAUGAGAAAGUAUGUCUUGUCCUACUGAAGAUUUGUACUACAAUAACGGGAUUUGCUGUGACCGCUGUCUUGCAGGAACUUAUGUACAAACUGAAUGUGACAAACAGCAGAAAACCAAGUGUGAUGUCUGUAAACACGGAACCUACACAGCCACCAGAAAUCACGUCUCUAAAUGUAUCACCUGCAAAAAGUGCAGUUCUAAGAGCCACCUGAAGGAAGAGAGUGCCUGCACAGCUGAGAGGGACACUGUUUGUGUGUGUGUGAGAGGUUACUACUGCAGCAAUCCUGAUUGUGACCACUGCCGGUCAGUGACCUCAUGCAGUCAGGGUACAGGAGUCAAAGUCUUAGCAACUCGCAUAAACGACACAAUAUGCCAAAUGUGUGAAAAGGGAACCUACAGCAAUGUGACGGAUUUCUACUCCCCUUGCAAAGCUCACACCAGAUGUGAAGACAUUGGAAGACAGCUUCUAACUCCUGGAACUAAAGAACGGGAUGCUGUCUGUGGAGACCUCAGAACUCAUUGUUCUUGGAUGCUGCCUGCAGGCCUGUGGUCGGGAUUGGUGCUGACGUUGCUCAUCGUGGCAGCUUUCAUCUUCUGGAAAGCUAGACGCAGAUCAUUCAGAGCAGCAGUUAGAUGCAGUGUUCCUGUUAAAAAACUGAAGAGUGAUCCCCCACCGCCUGUCAUUCCACCAGAGUUGCCUUCUCAUUGCCAAGAAACCUGCCCGGUUAUUGACUGCAAAAUAAAAAUUUUAAAUCCGGAUGACCCUCCUACCAUCUCCAAGGGGGAGGACGAAGACAGCAGUCUCCCCAUCACAUCUCUCCAAUGUGAUUGCAGUCACAGUACAGUUUACUGCCCCAGCAGUUUUGUCAGGUUGCACUCUGAGCCACAAGAGGACGAGUGGUGCGGGACAUAAACUAUAAAUCUAAGAGUUCAUUGUUAUUUUUUAUGACUAGAACAGAUAUUUAUACUGAAGAUAAGAUUUUAUUUUUUUAGCAGUGUCUCCCUUAAAGGUCUAAGUCAUCCUUUAAACCAGAAAUCACCAUAAAUGAGAUAAUAAACCAAGUUUGUAUAAAGUGGAUGUUAGUGUACUGCCACCUGCGGGUCUCUGGCAAAUACUGCAACUGUGAAGAAUUGCUUCUGUGAGGAAAUAAGUUUGGUUUAAAAGGAAAAGAGCAUUCCAAGUGACAGAGCUGUCCAGCAACUUGGUGUUUGGGUGCUGAAACAACAAUGAAGAUGAUAGUGGGGAAAUUGACCUUAACAUUGCAUCUCCCAAUCAUCUCAAGUCACUUGUUAGUUACAAAAAGGCCUUAAUAAUGUGUUUUUAUUUUUUGUCUUAUUUGUAAACAGAACAUUGCCAGUUGCAUUGAAUUGUCUGGGUUUUACUAUUUAAAAAACAGGCAAACGUAAACCUUUUAAUAGAUUUUUAAUAGCAACCAUUGCAAAGAGGGUUUAGUUUUAUUUCUUUCCUGUGUUGUUUGUUUUUGUUGAUUUGACAUGACAGAUUUCCAAAGCCAAUGUGGUCAUUUUUCUGUAGUUUGGAAAUUGGAUUCCUGAGAACUGUUACCAGUGGCAAUCUUGAAAAUAAAUGCAAACUGUUAUAUUUGUACAUUGCAUUGUGGGAAGACUUUAUUUGCCGGCUUAAGAUGUUCUAAGCAAAAUACCCAAACCGGCCUAAAUGCUGAUGUUUGAUCUAUGUGUUCCUAAAAUGCUAGAUUUUCUCUUAAUGCCAAACACAAAGUACAGAUACUCUGUUUAGGAAAAAGUUUUAUUUUGAGUCAUGAAACUACAGGAGAUGCUUCUUUGAUGUUUUAAUUGACUUCACAUCCUUUUGGAUUCAAUAAAGUUUGUAAUUUUUUAAAAUGUC